CUCGAAAUGUUGAGCGAAGACGAAGAUGGCCAGGGUGAAGCAUCAGGCUCAGACGAUGGCGAGGUCGACGAGUUUCCAGAGAUCGACGCGAACUCGGACAGUGAGGAAGACAGCGAAGGGGGGGAUGACGAGGGAGAUGGGGAAGAUGAGGAAGAAGACGAGGAGGAGGACGAGGAGGACGAAGAGACGGACGACGACUUGCACAUAUUCCCAAAAGCCAAGACCAUCACCUCAGAUAUAACCGGCCAACCCAAAAAAGUCUACCCAGAGAUCGAGCCCGACUACGACUCGGAUUCGUCGACAGAAGACGCGCCGAAUCGCGUCGGAAACAUACCAAUGCACUGGUACGACGAUCUACCUCAUGUGGGCUAUAGUAUUGAUGGGAAGAAAGUGCUCAAACCCGCACGAGGAGAUGAACUCGACAAGUUCCUGCAGACGGUGGAGGACCCUUCCGCAUGGACGUCGGCAUUCGACAACAACCUCCAACUGGACAAGCCUCUCACUGCCGAAGAGCUUGACAUCAUUCGUCGUCUGCAGGCGCAUGAGAACCCAGACGCUCAGUACGAUCCCUACGAACCCACCAUCGAGUGGUUUACAGGAAAAGGCAAAGAAGAGAUCAUGCCUCUCUCUGCUGCCCCAGAGCCCAAACGGAGAUGGGUCCCAAGUAAAUGGGAAAAACAAAAGGUGAUGAAAAUCGUCCGCGCCAUCCGACAAGGUCGUAUCAUCCCUUCCAAAGCCUCCGCUGCCAAACCGCAAUUCUACGCCAUCUGGAACGAAGAGCCAUCUACCACCGCACCACCGCUUCCCGCGCCCAAACCGCGCCUUCCGACCAACGCCGAGUCGUAUAACCCCCCAGAGGAGUACCUCCCCACAGAAGAAGAGCGCAAGGAAUGGGAGGCGACCGAAAAAGAAGACCGCGAGCGGGAUUUCCUACCGCACAAGUACGGCGCGUUGCGACUUGUGCCUGCAUACGACCAGUUCGUGCAGGAGCGGUUCAACCGUCAGCUCGAUCUGUACCUCGCGCCGCGCAUCCAGCGCGUGAAGCUCAACAUCGACCCGAACACUCUUAUUCCGAAGCUUCCGAGCCCGAGCAGCCUACGACCGUUCCCGAAUUACAAGGCGCUCAGCUUCACGCACACGAAGGGCCGGGUGCGGUGUGUGAGCGUGAGCCCGGACGGCGCGUGGGUGGUCAGCGCGGACGAGGAGGGCGUGGUCAGCCUGUGGGAAGUGAUGGUGGGGCGGGAGGUGAAGCGGUGGACGAUGGGGGAUAAGGUGGGCGCGGUGGAAUGGUGUCCGAGAACGGACGUCAGCUUCUUCAUCGUCGCGACGCAAGUGGACGAGAAGCUGCAUUUCAUUAUCCCGCCCAACGUUCCGCCGGCCGUGUUGACGGCGACCCACAACGCGCUCGCUCCCGCGACCCUGCCCCCUCCACCCCCGAACCCGUCGCCUGUCAAGUGGUCCAACCCCCCAUCUGCCAUCGCCGUUUCCUCCGACGCACCCAUCUUGUCUAUUGGCCUACCUCAGUCGUCGGGGCUCCCAAAAGGCAUCGUAUGGCACAGAAAAGGCGACUACUUCGCUACCGUGUCGAGCGGGGAAGGCCAGGGUGGCGUGUGGAUCCACCAGGUGUCACGACGACAUUCGCAGGCGCCGUUCAAGAAGGUCAAGGGCACGGUGCAGCUCGUCCUCUUCCAUCCGACGAAGCCGCAGUUCUUCGUGGCCACUCAGCGAUACGUCAGAGUAUAUAAUUUAGCCGAGCAGAAGCUGCUCAAGACCUUGAUCCCUGGCAUACGAUGGAUAUCGUCGAUGGAUGUUCAUCCGUCCGGCGACCACAUCAUCGUCGGAGGGUACGACCGUAAAUUGUGCUGGUUCGACCUGGAGCUCAGCGACAAGCCAUAUAAAAUCAUGAGAUACCACUCGCGCGCGAUCCGAUCCCUACACUUUCACCCAACAUAUCCGCUAUUCGCAUCGUCGUCGGACGACGGCUCGAUCCAGAUAUUCCACGCGCGGGUGUUCCACGAUCUGAUGACGGACCCAUUGAUCGUGCCACUCAAAAUUUUACGUGGGCACACGGUGCGCGACGGGCUGGGGGUGCUGCAGGUCAGAUGGGUGCCGAAACAGCCAUGGUUGGUCAGUGCGGGUGCAGACAGCAGGGUCUCGGUCUGGUGUAGUUAGUAUGUCGGCGUCAUGAACGGGAGCCGCCCAAUGCGCAGCUGCGGCGUUCGCUGGUUUGGGUCCACACAAGAAAGCGCAUGUCUUUUUUGGUUACAUUCAUUCCAGGCGAACGCGCCCGACAGUUUGAUAUGCACGUCC
Molecule: messenger RNA, 2310 nt
Organism: Heterobasidion irregulare TC 32-1
Lineage: Eukaryota; Fungi; Basidiomycota; Agaricomycetes; Russulales; Bondarzewiaceae
Exons: 8
Coding region: 7-2172 (721 amino acids)
Biological process (GO): maturation of LSU-rRNA from tricistronic rRNA transcript (SSU-rRNA, 5.8S rRNA, LSU-rRNA); ribosome biogenesis
Cellular component (GO): PeBoW complex; preribosome, large subunit precursor
Molecular function (GO): protein binding; ribonucleoprotein complex binding
Source: RefSeq, a predicted model, not a curated record